Molecule: messenger RNA, 2463 nt
Organism: Ziziphus jujuba (common jujube)
Lineage: Eukaryota; Viridiplantae; Streptophyta; Magnoliopsida; Rosales; Rhamnaceae
Product: squamosa promoter-binding-like protein 7
Exons: 3
Coding region: 935-2224 (429 amino acids)
Cellular component (GO): nucleus
Molecular function (GO): DNA binding
Source: RefSeq, a predicted model, not a curated record
CGAGCCAUCAAAGGCGCGUUUCCAACACAGACCUGAGUUUGAAUGUUAAACCGUACAUAGGAUUAUUAAAACGGAAGGUUUACGGGGAACGAUUUACGUAGGAAAUGCAUGCAGAUUAGCAGCGAUAGGACAGUGUUGUACACGACUUUUUGAGCUGCGUGGGCGCAAGUUGUACGGCAUUCUAAUCUAGUUAUGCAACCAAACAAUUCCUUUCGCACAAUGGCCAACAAAAAAUAUUUAUUAAAAUUAAUAAUUAAUAAUUAAUAAAAUAAGAUAGAGAAAGAAAUUAAAGCUGGCUAGCUAGCCAUCUCGUUCACUUGCUCUCUUUCUCUCACUCACACCCGCACUGUCUUUCUUUCCCUAUCCGAUCUUUCUCUCUGAUCCUCUCGCGUCUUAUCGCAACGAACCUCCUUUUUUCUUUUUUUUUUUGUUUUUUUUUUGGGCACCAAGCAGCUGUGACUCUCUUUAAUCAAAUCAUUUCAAAGGACUUUGUUGGCUUUGGCUCCACCUUGACUAUUCCCACGUGCGUUCUCUCACCCACCCAGUCCUCACGUGUCACUCUCUCUCUCUCUCUCUCUCUCUCUCUCUCUCUCUCUCUGCCGCAACUUUGCAGCUUUUUUCUUCAAAACACUUUAAACUCUAUUGGAGUAGAACAAGGUAAAAACCAGAGACCCCUCACUGCUCUGACUCCCUCUCUUUGUCCCUAACGAGAGAGCCUUAUAACUAAUAAGCCACCCCAUUUUUAUUUUAUUAUAUAUAUAUAUAUAUAUAUUUAACCUUAAUUUAUAUUUAUAUGUUGUAGACCAACCCAAUAGUCCUGCAAAUGUGCAAUUUCGAAGUCCUUUCUUUGUACAGCCCCAAAACCGCUAUUACUCAAAACCCAUCGCUCUCCUUCUCAUAAGGGUGGACAGAGACUGGAAGAGAAAAAAGAGGCAUGGAAAUUGGUGGGAACACAUUGGGUGGCGGUCACAGUGUAGGGAACCGAGGACAAAAUGGUAACAGUACUGCGACUAAUAGUACCAAUCUUGCUUGGGACAUAUGGGAGCUCAGUAAUUCUUCCCGGAUGGAUUGGACCAACACCACUAAUAAUACUACUUUCUACGCCACACCAGCUCCUGCUGCGGCGGAGACGUCAGCAUCAGCCGCCACGCUCCUCGAUCAGUGUCCUGCCCACUCGCUCGUCCUGACUCCUCGCGGUUACGGUGGUGGCGGGGCUGGUGGUGACGGUGAUGGUGGUGUGAUGUUACACCAUGAGGGGUGUGGGGGUCACUUGCAGCACCAGCAGUCGCUGUACGCCGGAGAUGGGUCCCACUUGCAUCCGGACCCACACCUCAUGUGCUUGAAGCUCGGCAAGAGGCACUACUUCGAGGACGCUACGUCUCCUCUGAGCGAAAGACACGUGUCUGGCUUUUCUAUAGGAAAGAGGGGGAAACCUUUGUAUGGUGGUGGAGGUGGGACGCCGUCGUCGUCGUCGGCGACGGUGCCUAGGUGCCAGGUGGAGGGGUGCCACGUGGCGCUGGUGAAUGCUAAGGAUUACCACAGGAGGCACAAGGUGUGUGAGAUGCACUCCAAGGCUCCCAAGGUGGUUGUUUUAGGGCUGGAGCAGCGCUUCUGUCAACAGUGUAGCAGGUUUCAUGUGGUGUCAGAGUUUGACGAAUCAAAAAGGAGUUGUAGGAGGAGAUUAGCAGGGCACAAUGAACGAAGGAGAAAGAGUUCUCAUGAUUCUAUCACCAGAAACUCUUCUCAGGAGAAUAAAUUGAUGGGAAGAUUUCCAUGCUUAUCAUCAUCGACAGGACGUGCUCUCUCUCUUCUGUCAUCUAAGGCUGAUUCUUGGGUACCUCCAUCGGAUCUCUCAUCAAGAUCUAGUGCUGCACUACGCGAGCUCAUCGCGGAGAACCGAGCUGCCAUUUUGGCUCGACAAAUCAUUUUGGACAGAGACUGGCAUUCGAACCAACAUGGAGCCGAUCAGGACUUAGGUGACCCACAACAACGUUCAGGCUUCAAUUCCAUUGAACCCAACCACCACCAUCACCAACACCACCACAUGUUUCCCGAGCAACAAGGUUGGGAUAGGUUCCAAGAAAGUGGUACUCAUGUCACCUUAGACCUCAUGCAGGCUCCUAGCCCUGCAUUCGGAUUCUUAUCUGCCAGAGGGAAAACUAAGAGUGAGGAAGAAGAGUGUUCUGAUUUGUGGAACUCCUUCAAUGGACCCAACUUGGUCUAAAUUUUUCCGGAGUUCAGUUAAUUUGAUUUCAUUAUUUAGUGUGUAAAUCGACUACUUUUAGAAUGCUAGCUUCUCUCGCAUCGGUCUAUGAUCUAGGUCGGUUUUUUUUUUUUUUUUUUUUCUAUGCAGUGGAUUCAUAAUGAUCCAUUCAAUCAUAGACUACCAUGUAUUGAAUUCUUUGAUUUGUAAAAUCGAUUAAUUAAAUAAAAUUUCCCCUCUCUAAAAUGCAAAUGAUGAGU